This is a messenger RNA of Chilo suppressalis (striped riceborer), 3218 nucleotides long. Lineage: Eukaryota; Metazoa; Arthropoda; Insecta; Lepidoptera; Crambidae. The record is from the annotation of a GenBank genome assembly.
GUUUUAUUUACCUUGAACAGAUGAUAGUACAAAUAUCACUUCUAUCACCAAGCAAUAAAAGCGCUGUCUAAAUCAAUUUGUGCUUCACUGACGUCUCCUACAAUUAUGACAUUGACAAUCAUGCAAUGUCCAUUGCAGGUUUAUUUAACACUAUUAAAAUAGAGGUGUACACUAUAGCAGCAUUGUAGUUAUAUUAUUUGUCAAAUUAUGAAUAUUUAAGAUUUGUUUUGAUUGUAAAUUAAAUACAUACAUUUAAGUAUUCUACUCUUUAAAUCAUAUCCAUAAUAAUGGAGCCAGACUUAGUCAAAAACUGUGAUAAAUAUAGAGUAUCUCACGUACAACCCACUGCAUAUUACAUAUCCGAAUUCGUGUCCAUCAGUGAGGAGAAGAAUUUAAUGGCAAAUAUUUACUCCGCACCAAAACCAAAGUGGACUCAGCUGUCCAACAGGCGGCUACAGAACUGGGGCGGAAUACCACAUGUUAAGGGAAUGAUAGCAGAAACAAUACCACCAUGGUUGGACACAUACCUGGAGAAAAUUCACCGUCUUAGUGUUAUGGGGCGGAAUAAACCAAACCACAUUCUGGUGAAUGAAUAUUUGCCCGGACAAGGAAUAAUGCCCCAUCUGGACGGAUCCUUAUUUUAUCCAACUAUCACUACGAUAUCUUUAGGGUCUCAUAUUGUAUUAAAGUUUUUGGAACCGAGCACAGAAGAUGACAAGAAAUCAACAAAUCAUGCAUUUUCACUGUUGUUAGAACCUAGAAGCUUGUUAAUUCUACAAAACGAAUUAUUUAAUUACUAUUUACAUUGUAUAGAAGAAGUUACAGAGGAUUUAUUGGAUGAAUCUAUAGCCAAUUUAGGCAUGUGUUCUGAGAAAUAUAUUCAAGGUUCCUCUAUGUCAAGGGGUACCCGAAUAUCAUUGACUAUAAGACAUGUUCCUAAGACUUCAGUAUUUAAACUUAAUAUUGGUAAUAAAAGAUGAAUAAUGGCAAACUUGUUUCUAUUAUUAUUUUGCUAAUAAUGUAAAGCAUGUAGCAGUAAUACUAAAUCAAAAAGUUCUUAUUAAAUUAUGUACCUAGUACCUACCCACUUUCUAUUUUUAAAUAACUCAUGACUAUUAGUACUCAUGUCUAGAUGGCUUUAUUUUAAUCACAACAUUCAACAAUUUUGAAUACUUAUUUUUUAAAUAUUUUAUUUUAUUAUGGUUUUAAAAACGGUUUUUCCCAAUGCAAGAUACAUCCAUAGAGGAGUAUUGAAUCAAACAAUAACAAAAAAAAAUUAUAGUAGUGGAACACCACCUAAAAGUGAUUGUCCUGGCAAGGAAGAGAAACCUGGAGAGCAGGCUUCCAGUGGGGAUGGCAAUAAGAGCGGUUUGGUGCUCGGCGUGUACGAGGCGGGUCAGAAGUUCGAGCUGACCCCGACCGCCGCUGAGAUAGACCAGAAGAGCGGCGGGAAGCUCUGCCGACAUUUGAACGAGCUGUCAUGUGAACUGAAGUUGGGCAAAGCCUUCGUGGUAACGGAUCUGUUGAAGGAGUACUCCGGCGGCGUGGCGAUCGCUUCGUUCGGGCCCAGGGACGCGGGGUUCUGCAAGCUGGAGCAGCUGGAUCGGGCCAGGGAGAACAUCCGCUGGGGCGUGGGUGCCGGAGUGCGGGCGCUGCAGCGGCGCGGGUGCGCGCGCGUGGCGGUGGACUCGCCCGCGCACGCCGACGCCGCCGCGGAGGCCGCCCUCCUCGCCGCCUGGAGGUUUCAGGAGUACAAGUCGUGCGGGGACCGCGCGGCGGAGACGCAGGUGUCCCUGCACGGGGGUAGCGGGGGUGACGAGCGGCGACAGCGGGAGUUCCAGGAGGGAGCGGCGCGCGCGCACGCGCAGAACUGGGCGCGAUACAUGGCCGACAUGCCUGCCAACAAUAUGACGCCCGUCGACCUCGCGCAGGAGGCAGUGGACGUGCUUUGCCCGCUGGGCGUAACAGUAGAAGCCCGCGAGCGCUCGUGGAUGGAGGCGCAGCGCAUGGAGGCGUUCCUGGCCGUCGCGCGCGGCUCCUGCCAGGCGCCGCUCAUGCUCGACUGCUCCCUCAAAACUAGCCCCGACGCCCCCAACGUGCUUAUUGUGGCUAAAGGCGUCACUUACGACAGCGGCGGGUUGUGUCUGAAAAAGGGCGAGGAAAUGUCAGAGACGCGGGGCAGUAUGGCCGGCGCCGCCGUCGCUCUCGCUGCCAUCAGAACUAUCGCCGAACUCAAGGUGCCGAUAAACGUAUGCGCGUGCAUCCCUCUGUGCGAGAACAUGAUCAGCGGGCAGUGCAUGAAGGUGGGCGACGUGGUGCGCGCGCUCAACGGACUCUCCAUACAGAUCGAGAACACGGACAUGGAGGGGCGGCUGAUGAUGGCGGAUGCACUGGUGUACGGGCAGGCGCUGCACAAGCCCGCGCUCGUCGUCGACGUGGCCACGCUCACCAAGGGCGUGGCGCUGGCGAUGGGCGGGGGAGCAUUUGGAUCAUUCAGCAACAGCGACAACGUGUGGAAUAUACUGCAGCGCGCCGGCGCCACCACGGGCGACCGGCCCUGGCGCCUGCCGCUGUGGCACUACUACCAGCGGCAACUCACGGAUGAUCCUGCUGUGGACCUACGAAAUCAAGGAUCUGGUAAAGCCACUGCCUGCCUUGGCGCUGCCUUUCUUCAGAACUUCGUAUGUGGGGAGUGGUUGCACCUAGACAUCACGGGGGUGGGGCGCGUGUCGCACGCGGGCGCGCCGUACCUGCGCGCGCGGCGCAUGACGGGCCGACCCACGCGCACCCUCGCGCUCGCGCUGCAGCACGUGGCCGCCGCCUGCCAGGCCUCCGCCGCCCCCCCUGCUCAGAAAUCUAAAGAAGCAAGAAUCGGCAAAUAACACCGGGUUAAAGAACACAAUGCUUCUUCUGAACCCACCCACCUCUCGUCUUGCUACUUCUGUCCAACUGUCGGAAUCAGACUUCGAGUCCACUAACAUCAGAAAAUUUGCGAUGCUGCCAGCUGCUAAGAGUCCGGUACAAUCGACCGCGCGCUGACUGCGACACCGUCCUUCAAUUAGCUAUUAUUAUAACGUUUAAAAUAGAUAUACCUAUAUAAUUAACUUAGUUUAUUUUUAUUUUAUUUAUUUAAGAAAAUCAACAGCGUUAAAUUAUCAUCUUCAGCCUAAUAAUGUCCCCACUGCUAGGGCACAAGCCUUCCCUAUGGAUGGAAUAGG